ACCUGCCUACUUCACUAUCACUGGAGAUCUAACAAUUAAAACUAAAUGUAGGUGGCUGUCAAAAUAACCUGAGUAUAAAGAACAAAAAAAAAAUUCCAUUCGCUUAUAUCAAUGUGAAUAUUGUACUUUAUCCUCCCAGCAUGGCAUCUGGUUAGCAUGGAAACCUUUGAUCUUUUUCCAGUUAUUACUCUGGAGAAGUUGAUUAAAUCUGAAAGGACUUUUAGUCUUGUUCUCCACAGUGAAUAUGAGGGGGAAAUUGUGUGUGUGUGCGGCACAAGUCCUCAUUAGCAAACUGAGCAUGUUACUUUUGCCUCAAAGGAAUGUUUUAAACAGCUUUGCACAAUUGUCUCUCAGUGAGUAAAAAAAUAAGCAAAGCCUAAAACAUUAAAUGGCUCCUCCCCUUGUGUCCUACUUUCCUUGUCCUUUUGUGUGCUGGCAGCUCAAUUCCCUUCAGUUUUCUCACUCAAAGGGGACUGUACAUCUGUCCAAAAAUGGCUGUGCGAUUAUUUGAAGGGAAAGAACAUGCAAACUCAUACUGGAAGUAUCGCAUUUCUCCUUCAGAAGAGCUCAUUGGCAAAGUUCUGCAAUUUCACCGGAAUAAUAAAAAUUCAUCCAAUGGCCUGGCAGUAGAUGUUGGCUGCGGUUCAGGACAGGGAACGUUGCUCUUGGCACCACAUUUUACACGUGUGGUUGGGACAGAUAUUAGUCCAGCUCAGCUGGAAAUGGGGAGGAAACAUGUUAACAUUCCAAACGUUUCAUUCAGGGAGAGUCCAGCUGAAGAACUGCCCUUUGAAGAUGGCUCUGUAGAUCUUGUGACGGCCAUGUCUGCGUUCCACUGGUUUGACCAUUCACGUUUUCUUCAGGAGGCUGACAGAGUGCUCAAACCUCAUGGCUGCCUCGCACUUCUCAACUACACACUAGACAUGGAGCUAACUUAUGGAGACUGUUCAGAAGCAUUAAACCUCAUCUGUAAUGAGUUUUAUGCAGCCUUGCAUCCUUUACGGGAUCCUCAUCUGGGUCCCAGCUCCUUUGAACUGUACAAAAGAACAUAUGACUCUCUGCAGUACCCAGUCAAAGAAUGGCAUGAUCUUUUUUGGGUGAAGAAGGCAGUCCCUCUCUCUGGCUACAUUGGUAUGGUGAAGUCUUUCUCCACAUUUCAGACACUCCUAAAAAAAGAUCCAGAAGAGGCCAGACGGCUCUCGCAGGACAUUGAAGAAAGACUGAAGCGUGCGAUGGACGUGACAUCCUCGGAGACAGAAGUUACCAUGGGAGUUAAAUACUUUUAUUUUCUGGCACAAAAGCCUGCAGAUGAUUGAUGCCUCGUUUACUGUAUAUGAUUUUACCUUAGUAUUCAUUGUAAUUCCUAAUGUGAUUGACUGACUAAUUUCCAUAACAUCAAGUUUUGUAACCACCAAAUUAAGGUAAUAAAUUAUCUUCAGUUAGUACUGUGAUUAUUUUGUUAUGCUAGCAUAUUUGGAAAUGUUUGAAUGUGUUACAACUAACUGUUUAUGCCCGCACACGCCACACAUUGAACCCGACAUUCACGUCACAUUCUUUGUAAUUUUAGUUCUAGUUUUUUUUACAAAUAUAAUUUUGAUUAAUGUUGUAUUUCAAA
This is a messenger RNA of Danio aesculapii, 1615 nucleotides long. RefSeq lists its product as uncharacterized. The coding region runs from base 492 to 1316 and encodes 274 amino acids. Gene Ontology annotation, molecular function: S-adenosylmethionine-dependent methyltransferase activity. The transcript has 6 exons. The record is from RefSeq and is a predicted model, not a curated record. NCBI's taxonomy places the organism in Eukaryota, Metazoa, Chordata, Actinopteri, Cypriniformes, Danionidae.